This is a messenger RNA of Perca fluviatilis (European perch), 9759 nucleotides long. It is a transcript of the gene akap12a, whose product is annotated as A kinase (PRKA) anchor protein 12a. Lineage: Eukaryota; Metazoa; Chordata; Actinopteri; Perciformes; Percidae. The record is from RefSeq and is a predicted model, not a curated record. Gene Ontology annotation, molecular function: calmodulin binding; protein kinase A binding. Gene Ontology annotation, cellular component: cytoplasm. Bases 150 to 9479 code for a protein of 3109 amino acids. The transcript has 4 exons. Gene Ontology annotation, biological process: regulation of protein kinase C signaling; signal transduction.
AUACUUUCUCAACAUCCAGGCUGCAGCAUUUGAGAGCUAACCCAGAGACGGUUCACGGAGCUACCGGAUCGCUUUAUUCAGUGCACAUUUGGGACAUUUCCAUCACUUGAGCGGCUCAUUCCGGAGAGUGACGCGCUGCAGUUCCGAUAAUGGGAGACGCUCAGUCUGCGCAUCGGGAGGGCAAGGAGGAUGCAGCGGCUGAGGGGGACAGCGGAAAAGUGGAUGAUGCUUACACUGAGCAGAAUACUGAAGACAAGCUUCUCAAAAACAAUGGGCAGAUCUCUGAGAUCAAUGGAAAAGCAGACGGCUCUAUAGCAGAAGUUAAUGGCCACUGCGAGGAUGAGAUCGAUGCAGAGGCUAUCCAUUCAUCAGACGAAGAUGUUUCAGAAACAGAAAAGCCGCUUAAAGAAGAAGAAACACCAUUCAAUGUUGAAAUUAAUGAAAAGGAAUCACCCAAUGAAGCUGAUGCUAAUGAAGAUGUACCCCUGGAAAUUAUUGAAAUGGAUGCAAAGCAAAAUGACAUCAAUGAAAGUUUUAGGAGAUUUUUCAGAAACAUUGGUUUGAAUUUGACAGUGAAGAGGGGCUCAGGUGAAAUAGCAACAGAUGUGCCUGAUGAGACCAACCAGGAAGAACCAAACAGAGCAGAAGACGUUGAGGAUACCAUGAAAGAAACCACAAGUGAGAAUGCUGAACAGAAUGCUGAUGUGAACAUUGCACACGAAACUUAUGAUAAUGAUUCAACAACAUGUCCUACCCUGACAGACGUUACAUCGGACAUUCUAGAAAAUGCAGAGGAGAAAACAGAAGAAACCAAAGAGGAAGUUGAAUCUGAUAAUGUAGAUGCAGCAAUGACUUCACCUGUAGGAGAACAUGCACAACAGGAUGCCACACCUGAAGAGUCACAUUCCACAUCUCCAUGUAGCCCUGAAGAAGAAGUGGUUGUAUCUCCAAUUAAAAGAUUUUUUACAACUGGAAUCUUUUCUGGACUACGGAAGAAAAAGAAGCCUGCAGAAGAUGAGACAACUGACAAAGAACCAGAAGACAAGGGAGGAAAGGAGGUUGAAGAGACCAGAGAACAAACUGUACAAGACAAACAACAGGAUAUAGAGGAGAUUAGUCUAGGUGUUGAUGCAGCUGCAAUUGAGACAGAACGUAAAGAAAAUAUACUGAAAGGGGAGAUCCUGUCUGCAGUAUCAGCUCAGGUGAUGGAUGCAUCUACCAUAGAUCCAUCAACCAUCAUUCUCACUGAGCCUGAAAUUCUGAAUUCUCAAGAGAAGGACAAGGUUCAAGCAAGUCCUCUUAAAAGGCUGCUGUCAGGGUCUAGUUUAAAGAAACUAUCCAAGAAGCAAAGAGGCAGGAAAUCAAGUGACGCAAAGCUGUCUGACUCUGGAGAACAUGGUUCAGAUCAGCUCCUAUCAUCUACUGGGUCAGCUGAGAAUCAGAAAGAAGAAGGUUGUGCACAACACUCUGCAGAGGCAGUAGGAGAGGAGGAUGGUGCAUGGGCUUCCUUCAAAAAACUUGUGACUCCAAAAAAGCGCAUAAAGAGAUCCUCCUUAAGCAAUGAAGAGACACAAAUCCCAGGUUCAGUAGAAGAACCAAAACCAAGUGAAGGAGGGCAAAUAUCAGAUCUCAGCACAGAAGAAGGCAAAAAACGAAAAGACUCAUCUGUUUCAUGGGAAUCUGUUUUGUGUGGAUCCGGCAGGAGAAGAAGCCGAAAAACUUCAGACUCUGAGGACGAAAUACUUCAAAUUGAUAAGCAAGAUGGUGGAUCUAAACAUGGUACAGAAUUGGCCCUAGAAAGUUCUAAUGAGGUCGAUGAAAUGUUAGCCUAUUCCCCCAAAGAAGCAGGAAGUCCUUCAGAGGGUGAUGGAGGGUCAACAUGGAAAUCAUUGAAAAGACUUGUCACCCCGAAAAAGAAAGCCAAGGAUGAGGAUGAAAGCAAAGAUCAUGUGCAAUCUGAUAGUGAAGUUACUCAAGAUGAGUCCUCCUUUUCAAUAAAGAAACUCCUACCAGGACGAAAAAAGAGGAAGUCUGCCGAAAAGCAAGACCAAGUAUCUUCAGAUGAAGCUGAUAAGGACGUAGCUUCAGGUGAUGAAGACUCUGAGACACCAGCUGUGGUUCCAUUGUCUGAGUUUGAUACAGUUGAGACUGAGGUUCACAUACAAACACAGGCAGACGUAGAAAGUCAUAUACCCAAGGAAGGAGACCAUGAACUCCAGCAAGACCUUCUAGAUCAGAUGGCUGAACCAGUCCUACCUUGUGACAACCUGCAAACUGAAGUAAAGAAAGUCCAAGACAAUGUUGUUGCUUUAGAAAAUCAGGCAUCUAAAACCCCAGCUACAAAUGAAGAACCUGAUGAUUUUACAGAAUCAAUCAGUAAACAACAACUCAGUGACAUCCCAGAGGAAGCCACUCCAGCUUCAGCCACUGAGGAGGCAGCUAGAGAUGACACUAUAGCAGAGGACCUGAUAGAGAUCACAUCUGAGGCCAUUACUGCACCAGAGCCAUUAGACAUUACCCUGACAGAUGAAACUGAGAUGAUCUCUGCAGUUUCCCAGUUAUCUUCAGAGUCUUCAAAAACAUCUGGCAAUACAACACCAGUACCAGCAGAAUAUGACUUAAUGGAAACAGAUGUGCUCCUGCAUCAGGUUGUUGAAACAAUUUCCAUAAGCCCAAACACAGUUCCAGUUUGCUCAAAUGAGCUAAGAUUCGAAAGAAGAGUUGUUUCUGUUUCACAUCAAAUACUUGAAACAUUUGUAAAAGAAGAGCCAACAACUCUGGAAAUACACCAAAGAUUAGAAGCAACUGCCAUUAACACAGGUCUAAAUGUUUCAGAACUGUACGCAAUUAAUGAACUUGCAGCUACCACUGAAACAGAGAGCAUAUUUGAAGUCAAUGACUCUUAUUCCACAGAGAUUGUAUCUGAAGUUCCUACUGAAGAGUUUGACACUGCAGAAAUUGCUGUAGAUGAAGUACAUGAGGUCAACAUUACACAUCAAGAAGACAGCUUAAAAGAAUUAGAAAGUAUCGAUGAGAGCCAUCAUCUGGUCGAAUGCCCAUCUGAGAUAAAUGCAGCUGUGUCUAAAGAUAUAUUACCUGAAGGUGACGAAAUUGUCCCAGAUGAAGGUUCUCUAGUUAAGGCACAUCAAGCUAAAACGGAGCCCCCAAAAAUUGACGCUCAAGAAGCAGAUUCAGCUGCUACAGUAGCAGACGAAACUAAGGAUGGGGCUAUGGAGCAGGAAGUCCGAACAGUGACAGAAAAGGAAGAUCAGAUCACGCACAAUAUCACAGAUCAAAUUCAAGUUAAGGAAAAAGAUCAGGAAAUAAUAUUGGACGACAACCCAGCACCCGAAACAGUUACAAAUGAACACAAAGAAGAAACAGUGCCUCUAACUGAAGUCAACAUGGAGCCAGAAAAGGAAGAUGAAAUAGUAACAGAUGCCAAAACUGGAAAUGUUAAAGUACCAGAAGCAUAUGACACUGUGCAAGCCUCCACAUUAGAUUUAGAGGAGGACAGAGUUCAAUUACGAGAGGAGGAAGUAAAAUCAGAGGACAUUCCACCAACAGAAACAGUUACAGAAAAACCCAAACAGACAGAGGAGCAUCUCACGCAAGUCAAUGUUGAGCCAGAAAACAAAAAACUAAAAGCAAAUGCUGUCAAAACUGAACAUGUUCAAGAACCAGAAGCUGUUCAAGCACACACAUUAGCUUCAGAGGAGAGCAGUGUUCAAUCACUUGAAAAAGAGGUGAUAUCAGAGGACGUUCCAGAAGCAGAAACAGUUCCAGAUGAACCUAAAGAGGAACCAAUACCUCUCACUGAAGAAAAACUUGAGCCUGUGGAGGCUUCCGAAACUGAACAUGUUCAAGAAUCAGGAGAAGUAUUAAAAGCUGUUCAAGCACUCACAUUAGAUUCAGAGGGCAGUGUUGAAUCACUUGAAAAAGAGCUAAUAAUAGAGGACGUUCCAGAAGCAGCAACAGUUACAGAUGAACCCAAACAGGAAACAGAAGUGAAUGUUGAGCCAAAAGAAAAACUACCAAUGGAAGCUGCCAAAACUGAACAUGAUAAAGAAUCAGAAGGGGUCAGUGGUCAAUCACUUGAAAAAGAGUUCAUAUCUGAAGACAUUCCAGAAGCAGAAACAAUUACAGAUGGACCUAAAGAGGAAACAAUACUUCUCACUGAAGAGAAACUUGAGCCAGUGCAGGCUUCCCAAACUGAAUGUGUUCAAGAACCAGGACAAGUAUUAGAAGCUUUUCAAGGACCCACAUUAGAUUCUGAGGAGAGCAGUGUUCAAUCACUUGAAAAAGUGUUAAUAUCGGAGGAUGUUCCAGAAGCAGCAAAAGUUACUGGUGAACCUAAAGAGGAACCAAUACCUCUCACUGAAGAAAAACUUAAGCCUGUGGAGGCUUCCGAAACUGAACAUGUUCAAGAACCAGAAGAGGGCAAUGGUCAAUCACUUGAAAAAGAGAUAAUAACAGAGGACGUUCCAGAAGAAGCAACAGUUACAGAUGAACCUAAAGAGGAAACAAUACCUCUUACUGAAGAGAAACUUGAGACAGUGGAAGCUUCCCAAACUGAACAUGUUCAAGAACCAGAGUUAUUACCUACUACACAAGUAGCCACAUUAGAUUCAGAGGUGGGUAGCUGUUUAUCACUUGAAAAGGAAGAAAUAUCAGAGGAUAUCCCAGCAGUGGAAAUGGUUAAAGAUGAACCCAAACAGGAAACUGAAGUGAGGGUUGAGCCAGAAGAAAUACUACCAAUGGAAGCUGCUAAAACUGAACAUGAUAAAGAAUCAGAAGGGGACAGUUGUCAAUCACUUGAAAAAGAGGUUAUAUCUGAAGACAUUCCAGAAGCAGAAAAAAUUACAGAUGGACCUAAAGAGGAAACAAUACUUCUCACUGAAGAGAAACCUGAGCCAGUGGAGGCUUCCCAAACUGAAUAUGUUCAAGAACCAGGACAAGUAUUAGAAGCUGUUCAAGCACCCACAUUAGAUUCUGAGGAGAGCAGUGUUCAAUCACUUGAAAAAGUAUUAAUAUCAGAGGCCCUUCCAGAGAGCAUUAUUCAAUCACUUGGAAAAGAAGUGAUAUCAGAGGAUGUACCAGAAGCAGAAACAGUUCCAGAUGAACCUAAAGAGGAACCAAUACCUCUCACUGAAGAAAAACUUGAGCCUGUGGAGGCUUCCGAAACUGAACAUGUUCAAGAAUCAGGAGAAGUAUUAAAAGCUGUUCAAGCACUCACAUUAGAUUCAGAGGGCAGUGUUGAAUCACUUGAAAAGGAGCUAAUAAUACAGAAUGUUCCAGAAGCAGCAACAGUUACAGAUGAACCCAAACAGGAAACAGAAGUGAAGGUUGAACCAGAAGAAAAACUACCAAUGGAAGCUGCCAAAACUGAACAUGUUCAAGAACCAGAAGGGGUCAGUGGUCAAUCACUUGAAAAAGAGGUCAUAUCAGAGGAUGUUCCAGAAGCCAAAACAAUUACAGAUGGACUUAAAGAGGAAACAAUACUUAUCACUGAAGAGACACUUGAGCCAGUGGAGGCUUCCCAAACUGAACAUGUUCAAGAACCAGGAGAAGUAUUAGAAGCUGUUCAAGCACCCACAUUAGAUUCUGAGGAGAGCAGUGUUCAAUCACUUGAAAAAGUGUUAAUAUCAGAGGACCUUCCAGAGAGCAUUGUUCAAUCACUUGGAAAAGAGGUAAUAUCAGAGGAUGUACCAGAAGCAGCAAUAGUUACAGAUGAACCUAAAGAGGAACCAAUACCUCUCACUGAAGAGAAUCUUGAGCCAGUGGAUGCUUCCAAAACUGAACAUGUUCAAGAAGAGUUAUUUCAAGCUGUACAAGAAGCCAUAAUAAAUUCAGAGGUGGGUAGCUGUUUAUCACUUGAAAAGAAAGUAAUAUCAGAGGAUAUCCCAGCAGUGGAAACAGUUACAGAUGAACCCAAACAGGAAACAGAAGUGAGGGCUGAGCCAGAAGAAAAACUACCAAUGGAUGCUGCGAAAACUCAACAUUUUCAAGAACCAGAAGAGGGCAGUGGUCAAUCACUUGAAGAAGAGGUCAUGUCAGAGGAUGUUCCAGAAGCAGCAACAAUUAUAGAUGAACCAAAAGAGGAAACAAUACUUCUCACUGAAGUCAAGUUUGAGCCAAUGGAGGCUUCCCAAACUGAACAUGUUCAAGAACCAGGAGAAGUAUUCAAAGCUGUUCUAGCACCCACAUUAGAUUCUGAGGAGAGCAGUGUUCAAUCACUUGAAAAAGUGUUAAUAUCAGAGGAUGUUCCAGAAGCAACAGUUACAGGCAAACUUAAAGGGGAAAAAAUACUUCUCACUGAAGAGAACCUUGAGCCAGUGGAUGCUGCUAAAACUGAACAUGUUCAAGAACCAGAGUUAUUACAAGCUGUGGAAGCAGCCACAUCAAAUUCAGAGGUGGAUAGCUAUCUAUCGCUUGAAAAUAAAGUAAUAUCAGAGGAAACCCCAGCAGUGGAAACAGUUACAGAUGAACCCAAACAGGAAAAAGAAGUGAGGCCUGAGCCAGAAGAAAUACUACCAAUGGAAGCUGCCAAAACUGAACAUGUUCAAGAACCAGAAGGGGUCAGUGGUAAAUCACUUGAAGAGGUCAUAUCAGAGGACAUUCCAGAAGCAGAAACAAUUACAGAUGAACCUGUAGAGGAAAUAAUACUUCUCACCGAAGUCAAGUUUGAGCCAGUGGAGGCUUCCCAAACUGAACAUGUUCAAGAACCAGAAGAGGGCAAUGGUCAAUCACUUGAAAAAGAGAUAAUAACAGAGGACGUUACAGAAGCAGCAACAAUUACAGAUGAACCUAUAGAGGAAAUAAUACUUCUCACCGAAGUCAAGUUUGAGUCAGUGGAGGCUUCCCAAACUGAACAUGUUCAAGAACCAGGAGAAGUAUUAGAAGCUGUCCAAGCACCCACAUUAGAUUCUGAGGAGAGCAGUGUUCAAUCACUUGAAAAAUUGUUAAUAUCGGAGGAUGUUCCAGAAGCAGCAAAAAUUCCAGGUGAACCUAAAGAGGAACCAAUACCUCUCACUGAAGAGACACUUGAGCCAGUGGAUGCUUCCAAAACUGAACAUGUUCAAGAACCAGAGGUAAUACAAGCUAUACAAGCAGCCACAUUCGAUUCAGUGGUGGAUAGCCUUCUAUUACUUAAAAAGGAAGUAUUAUCAGAGGAUAUCCCAGCAGUGGAAACUGUUACAAAUGAACCCAAACAGGAAACUGAAGUGAGGGCUGAGCCAAAAGAAAAACUAUCAAUGGAAUCUGCCGAAACUGAACAUGUUAAAGAACCCCAAGUAUUACUAUCUAAUGUCAAAGAAAUUCUAACUGAAAGCAAAACUAAGGAAGGGACAUCAUUGUAUGUGCAUGUAGUCACAGAAAGUAUUGAGAGAGAUAGUGCUAAGGAACUUGAAAAGCAAAUAUUGUUGAAAGACGUUCCCAAACCAGACAAUGUCGGUAUAGAUGAAAUUGAGAAUGAAGUUGUGGCACAACUGGAUCACUCUUUAGAGAUAACAGAAGAUCAGAAAACAGUGAGCAUGAAACAAUAUCUUGGUGUUGAGCAGGAAGAACGCAUCCCUGAAGACGAGUUACAAACAUUAACAGCAGUUUAUGUAUCCUCUGUUAAUGAGGAAGAAAAAUAUGUUCUGGUCCUUGAAAAGAAUGUAUUUACUGAAGAAACCCCAGCACCUUGUGUAGACAAUGCUGCAGUUACAAAUAAACUCAAACAUGAAGUGCAUAUCAGUACAGUGCAAGUCAGUGUAGAGGUAGAAAAAGAAAGAGAGACUGCUGCAAUUGAGCAUGCUGUAGUGGCGCAAGUAGUCACAUGUAAUCUCAAGGAGGAAGUUGAGACUGCCAUACCAUUAGUGAAAGAUGAUGUGGCUGAGACAGCAGAGGAAGGCAGUGUGGUUGUGAUGAUGCAUGUGCCAUCAGUAGAGUUCGAGGAAAAUCACAGAGUUCAAGUGCAGGUGGUCGAUGUCAAUAUAAAAUCAGCUGAGACAAUUGUGGACACAGUGCAAGAGGUAGGGGUAACAGAGGCCAAAGAAGUCAUAUAUGUUUGUCAGGAAACGCUUAAAAAGGUACACAAUCUCUCCGCAACUCCAGAGAUUAAUAAGGAAUUAAUGAAUAAGGAAAACAAGGUGACCAUUCAAGAAGUUAUUCAACAUGUAAAGGAGAACUUCCCUGAGAUAGUACCUGAAUCAGUGGUUGAUAACUUGGAACAAGAAGUUAUAAAACAGCCAGAUGCUGUGACAGAAGUGAGUGAGAUGGUUGAAAGUGACACAAAUGAAAUGGAGGAUCAAAAAGUGAUGGAGGAUAAUAUUGCAACAAUCAGAGAAAGACAAGAUGAAGUGCCUGCAGUCAUCAGUGAUGUCUCUGCAACUGAACAGCAAGUAUCUAAGGAUCUCAUGCAAACACCUGAUAUUCCAGGAAAUGUAGAUGUCUCUAUCCGUGAUCACAAAGAGGAUUUGGAGGAAACUAAAGCUAAACAGGAAAAAUCAGAAGCAGGUGUUACAGCAAAAGAGGUCAAAUCAUCAUCAGAGGAAUUAGAUGUGAAAACAAUUAAUGAAGAAGCCCAAAUUACACACAUUGCUCAAAGUCCGAUUGUAACACUUAGGAACACCAACUUAGUAGCCCCCCAAAAUACUGGAAUAAUUUCCUCAAUAGGUAAUGUGGAGUCCCCUUCAAGUCUUUCUUUUGAAUUCAAACUUAAUAUACAGUUUGGACAAGCAAAAGCAGCUUCCCCAUCAUCUACAACAGAGAGAAAUGAACCCGUGAAAAAGACAGAAGUGUCUGAGGUCAGAGUUCAGGCAGUAGAGGUAGUAGAACCCGUAAAGCCAAUAAAUCCAACACAAAGAGCUGAGAGCCAGAAACCGACAGCGCUAAAGGAGGUCGCUGUUCAGGCAACAGAACCAGUGGCAAACUUAGAUUCAAGAGAAAGAGCUGUGAUCACGACUCAACCUGUACUGCUGGAUAUCGGCAUCCAAGCAAUGAAAACAGUUGAACCCGUAGAACAAAUCAAAUCGACAGAGAGAGUAACCUCCAGUGUCCAGGCAACAGAAACAAUAAAACCAGUAAGGCAAGCAGAGAAAGGAGACGUGUUCCUGAGUCAGCCAGUACUCUCUGAAGCUUGUGAACAAGAAAGAAAAGCAGAAACGCCUGUUAAACAAAAAGAGGAGGAAAAUGACCAGGAUGUGUGGAUGGAUGCAGAGGAAGAAAUUUCCACUCAAAAGGAAACAGACGUGUCUCUUCAUAAGGUGGAGGAAUCUCUCAAACUUCAGACAGAAAGCGAGCAAGUAGAAAAGGCAGGACUUGAAGAUGAGGUUGAAAUGGCUCCUAAUUCCAAAACUGAGGAACAAGAAAGUCAACAGGAAAUGCACAAAGCAGUAGGAACAUGUGAAAUUGAGAGUGAUGGGGAAGAUUUUGCCAUUGCACUUGAGCAUUCUGAAACUCAAACUGCAAGCAUCACUACGAUGGAGCAGAAUUAAUUUCACUCAACUUCAGUGUCACUAACCGGUUGGACAAUCAAAAAGGAAGCCUCAAGUUUGCAAGAAGUUUUCAAAAAGCCAUUAAAGAGUAGCACUGACAGUGGUAGAAGAACACAGGAAACAGCAUUUGCUGCUUUUAUUUGACAUUAUGUUCAACAAGAGAUAUACCGAUAUUUACUGUUGAAACUUGUCUUGAUUUUAGAGCGCUAAAGAUUAAUCAAUUAGUUGCCAACUAUUAAAUUAAUCGCCAACUAUUUUAAUAAUCGAUAAAUCAAGUCUU